UGUUAUGAUUUUUGUUAAUCGAAUAUCAGUUUUGAUCGAAAUGGAAAACGUUAAAGUUUAUUGGAUUCUUUUGUUGCCACUUAUAAUAGUAGGCGUAUCAUCCGAAAUUCCAAGGAUAAUUAAUGGAACAGCAGCAUUCAUUGACAAUACUCGUCAUCAAGUAUCAAUCCGUGUUAAGAAUAAUGAAAUUAUUUUUGGAACUGGUCACAUUUGUGGAGGUUCAUUAAUUGCACCAACGGUUGUCUUAUCCGCAGCACAUUGCUUUUAUAAUAGUGAUACACAGAAAUUUCAAAGUGCACGGUUCUAUUUCGCCGUUAUGGGUACCCUAGACCGAUUCGAGAGGAACGAACACACGAUAUCAUUGGACAUAACUCAUAUUGUUUAUAAUGAUUUUGAUAGACCAACAUAUUCAAAUGAUAUUGCUAUUGUUUUCUUGGAUGGAACUGUUCCAUCUUCGAAUCCAGCUAUUAGCGUAAUACCAAUGAACCGAAAUGUGAUUCCAGCAAAUUCAUUAUGUCAAGUCACCGGAUGGGGAAAAACGGAAACGGGCUUGCUGUCAGAAAUUCUUAUGACAGUUGACGUACCAAUUAUCGAUAAGAAAACAUGUUCGAUUAAUUAUGGAGAGAGUACCAUCAAAGAAGGAAUGAUUUGUGCAGGUUAUAUGAGUGGCGAAAAGGACGCUUCAUAUGGAGAUUCUGGAGGUCCUCUAGUUUCAAAUGGCAAGCUGGUUGGAAUUGUUUCAUUUGGAAUAAGUGAUGCUAGCCUAACAGGAUAUCCUGGAGUGUAUACUGAUGUACAGUAUUACGUUAAUUGGAUAGAAGACACGAUUAAACGAAAUUCAGCGAACUUUAAGUCAUUAAAUAGUGCUGUUUGUCUGCUUGGGUUAUUAAUAGUUAGUAUUUCAUAUCAUUACGAUUGCAUGCCUCUUGGAAGAAUCAGUUGGUGUUGUGAUUUAAAAGUGGUUAAAAUGUUCCUAAGGUUAAUAUUUCCCACAUUAGUGUUGAGUGCCCUAAAAAUAAACGAGAUUGAUGCUUUAGAAAAAAACGUUGGUAUUUUACCAAAAAUCAUCAAUGGAACCACAGCCAAGGCAGAAGAAAUUCGAUAUCAAGUUUCUAUACACCUUAAAGACCGAGAGUGGUACUUUGGUUCCGGACAUAUUUGUGGAGGUUCUCUUAUAAAGCCAUCGAUUGUCUUAACAGCAGCUCACUGUAUUUACAAUACGGACUUGAAUGUGAGUCGAUCAGCUGAUGAGUUCAUUGUUUCUAUGGGCUCAAUUGAUCGAUUUGAUCGCAUUAACAACUGGGCUUUUGAAGUUCUUGAAGUUUCUUACAAGAAAACAUUUAACAUGACAACUUUUGUGGAUGACAUAGCUUUGAUGUUUCUAAAUGGAUUUGUUCCAGAAAAUAACCACAAACAAAUCAAACCAAUUGAAAUUAAUUGGAACAUUAUUCCCGAGGGUACAAUAUGUCAAGUUUCUGGAUGGGGAGUUACUGAAGACGGAGACAUGUCAGACUUGCUUAUGACUCUUAAUGUGCCCAUCGUAAACCAAACCAUUUGUGCAGAAAAAUAUGAGGGAUAUGUUUUAGAGGGAAUGCUUUGUGCUGGCUAUAUGAAUGGAUCGGCAGAUUCUUGUGACGGGGAUUCUGGUGGACCUUUGUGUUUGGAUAAAUUGUUUUUUUUUUUUUUUUUUUUUUUAAAUAUGGACAAAUCUAAAAACCAUAACCACAUAAUGAAUAGCAUGUUUUUGUGUUUUAUUACUUUUAUACUGAUAUGUAGUUCCAGUUUAAAAGUUGUUCAAUCUGAUGCUGUGGAUGCACGUAUUUAUGGUGGAACAGCGAUUACAAUUGCCGAUGCACCAUAUCAAGUAUCAGUGCGUUUAAAAGAACACGAUGUUUACAAAUUCGGCUCAGGACAUAUUUGUGGCGGAUCAUUGAUCACAACCCGCGUUGUUGUAACAGCAGCUCAUUGUAUAGCCUCAUCCUUGGAAAAACCAAUUCAAUAUCGAAAACCUUCCGAAUUUACUCUUGUCUUGGGUGAUACCUAUCUCAUGGAAAAAACUCCAACAACUCUACAAUUUGACGUACAACAGAUAGUUGUUCAUCCAAGCUUUAACAACCCUUCGGAACUUGAAAAUGAUAUAGCAAUGAUGUUCUUCAAGGGCAAUGUCCCGAUGGAUCAAAAGAACGUGCAGCUUAUUGGUCUUAAUACCCAACCAUUAGCCAACAAUAUUCUUUGUAGAGUUUCUGGAUGGGGAAAAAUCAAUUCAAAUCAAAUUCCAAAUAAUCUAAUGGAAGCUGAAGUUCCCAUUGUAAGCCAUAGAAGGUGUGAAACUAAUUACGGAUAUCUUCCUCAAAGUAUUGUCUGUGCUGGGUAUAUGAUCACCGGAGGAAAGGAUGCUUGUCAAGGGGACUCAGGUGGUCCACUUGUUUGUAGUAAUGAAUUAGCGGGAAUUGUGUCUUGGGGAACUGGAUGUGCCAGACCUGGAUAUCCUGGAGUAUAUACGAAUGUUUCCUAUUUCCUUGAUUGGAUUGGAAAAACAAACGCUAAAUUUAAUUAUAGCUCAUAUACUGAUGGAGGAUCUGCUUUAAUUAAAAGUUCAUCGAUAUUAUUAGCUUUAGUGAUAAUUAUAGGAAUAUUUCUUAAAUAGUUCUAUUUAUAGAAUAGUUAUUGUAAUAGAUUAAUGUUAUCAUCAUCAGUCAUAUUUAUUAGAUUUCCUAGAACAGUA
This is a messenger RNA of Eupeodes corollae, 2725 nucleotides long. RefSeq lists its product as uncharacterized. The coding region runs from base 5 to 2647 and encodes 880 amino acids. Gene Ontology annotation, biological process: proteolysis. The transcript is spliced from 12 exons. NCBI's taxonomy places the organism in Eukaryota, Metazoa, Arthropoda, Insecta, Diptera, Syrphidae. The record is from RefSeq and is a predicted model, not a curated record. Gene Ontology annotation, molecular function: serine-type endopeptidase activity.